This is a messenger RNA of Paecilomyces variotii, 594 nucleotides long. RefSeq names its product putative mitochondrial F1F0-ATP synthase g subunit. Bases 1 to 594 code for a protein of 197 amino acids. The record is from RefSeq and is a predicted model, not a curated record. The transcript is spliced from 3 exons. Gene Ontology annotation, biological process: proton motive force-driven ATP synthesis. Lineage: Eukaryota; Fungi; Ascomycota; Eurotiomycetes; Eurotiales; Thermoascaceae. Gene Ontology annotation, molecular function: proton transmembrane transporter activity.
AUGUCUGUUGCGGCGUCGCGUGCCGUUCUGCGGCAAUCGCAGUUCAUGAUCCGCAGGACCGCGGUCAGACACUCUUCCUCUACGUCGGAGGCUGCGAACAAGGCCAAGGAGUCUGCUGCAAAUGCCGCUUCGAAGGCUCAGCAGGGUCUGUCCAGAGUCACCUCCUCCGCUGGUCCCGCAAUCGCCGGAGCUGCGUCGAAUAUCGGCAGCGCGCUGAGAAAGGUCGGAGGAAGAACCGGCAAGGUCAUCGCCUACAUUGACACUUUGAUACCCCCUACUGUCUACUACUCGAAAGUCGGAAUCGAACUCGCCAAGCUUGUGUUCAGGGGCCAGAAGAUGACUCCUCCCAACCUGGCUACUUUCCAGGCCUACUUCGAGCCCGUCAUCAACAUUAUCCGCAACCCCUCCAACCUUCGCAACGUGAACAUCCCCUCCCCCCAGGCCCUUCUCGGCCGUCUGCGCAACGCCGACAAGAAGGAGCUGGCUUUCUAUGGUGUGACUGCCGCUGAGGUCCUCGGAUUCUUCACUAUUGGCGAGAUCAUUGGACGACGCAACGUCGUGGGCUACCGGGGAGAGUCUGCUCACGGUCACUAA